This is a messenger RNA of Venustampulla echinocandica, 1821 nucleotides long. RefSeq names its product Glucose oxidase. Gene Ontology annotation, biological process: secondary metabolite biosynthetic process. The record is from RefSeq and is a predicted model, not a curated record. Gene Ontology annotation, molecular function: flavin adenine dinucleotide binding; oxidoreductase activity, acting on CH-OH group of donors. The transcript has 7 exons. Lineage: Eukaryota; Fungi; Ascomycota; Leotiomycetes; Helotiales; Pleuroascaceae. The coding region runs from base 1 to 1821 and encodes 606 amino acids.
AUGGUUUUACUAGAGGCAGCUGCUGUGCUAUUGGCAGUGUCUUCGGUUUCUGCCUGGCCUACUACCUCCCCAUAUACUAAUGUCAAGACAAGAGCAGAGCAGAUUGAAGCCGAAUAUGAUUAUGUCAUUAUUGGCGGCGGAACUUCUGGCUUGACGGUUGGUGAUCGACUCUCCGAGAAUGGCAAAUACUCUGUUCUCGCGAUUGAAUAUGGCUAUUUCGAUACUCAAACUGGCAUGAACCCAAAGCGCAUGUUUAACAUCACAUCUAAGCCCCAACCCGGCCUCAAUGACCGCACAUUCCCCGUUGGCAUUGGCUGCGUUGUGGGCGGCAGCUCCUGUGUCAAUGGUCAGGUAUUCCUUCGUGGCACGAAGGAAGAGUAUAAUGCUUGGGAAACUCUAGGUGGUGGAAAUUCCACCUGGAACUGGGAAGGGCUACUGCCAUACUUUAAGAAGGGUAUUACGUUGUCCCCGCCUGAACCAGUCCAGGCGAAAAACUACAAUAUCACCUACGACAUGGCGUAUUGGGGCACCACCUCCAAAAUCUUCGGUACAUUCGGGACAAAUUAUCUACAGCCAUACAUCAAGGUCCUCUACAACGCAAUGAAGAACAUGCCAGGCAUAGCCGUCCCAGUCGACAGCGGUGCUGGUGAACCAGGUCUUUAUUGGUACCCGAUUUCUCAAGACCCAAUAAAAUACGAACGAUCAUAUGCUAGAAGCGGUCACUGGGACGAUCUUAACCGGGGAAAUUAUGAGAUGCUUGUAGGCGCAAAAGUCACUAAUAUCUUAUUCGACGGCACCACUGCCACUGGUGUGACAUUUACCUCAAGAAACUCCUCUGACACACCGCCAGCCCAAGUGAAAGCCAGACGUCAGGUUAUCCUUGCUGCUGGUGCAGUUCAUACACCACAAAUACUCAUGAGGAGUGGUAUUGGCCCAUCCCCGCUCCUGAAGGACGCCGAUAUUCCUGUCUUGGUCGAUCUCCCUGGUGUUGGAUCCAACUUUCAAGAUCACAGCUAUAUUAGGAAUAUUGCGUAUUCAUGGGGUACAACACCCACUGACAGCGACCUCGAUCUUGAACUGUUCAACAAACCUCGGGAUAUAAUUGCUGCUCGUGCCCCUGGUGGUGGUGCCCCAUCUCUUGCGGCUAUGAUCGGUCUUCCGGUGGUCACACCUGACAAGUAUGAGGCCCUUGCCCAGGCAUAUGAAUCGCAAGACCCUGCGGCGUAUCUGCCCAGCAACUACGAAGAGACCCAGAUUGAGGGUUACAAGCAGCAGCAAAAGGUCUGGGCUAAGCUGAUGCGCUCCACCAAUCCAGUCUUCCUCGAGAUAAUGUUGCACGGUCCUGGAGGUGCCAUUCAGAAUUUGCACUGCAUGUCCCGUGGUACCAUUCUUAUGGACCCCAAGGACCCGGAUGGCGAGAUGCAGGUCGACUAUCGUGCCGCGUCUAACCCCGUAGAUGUUGAUGUUAUGGUCGAGAUGAUAAAAUUUAUGCGUCGCUACAUGACAACCGGCGAUCUUGCCCAGUAUGAGGCAAAGGAGAGCCUUCCCGGCUCGAAUAUCAUUACAGAUUCUGAGCUCGCAGCCUGGGCCAAGGAACAGAUCAUUCCGUCCGUCUAUCAUCCCAUUGGUACCGCGGCCAAGAUGCCCCGUGAAUGGGGUGGAGUUGUCGAUGAAGACUUGCAGGUCUAUGGCACCACGAACUUGACUAUCAUUGAUGCCAGUAUCAUGCCAACUAUUGUUGGUGCUACGACCUCUAUGACCGUUUAUGCCGUGGCUGAGAAGGCUGCAGAUAUCAUCAAGGCCCGUACUGGGUGGGAUUGA